Naegleria fowleri is the source of this 2154-nucleotide messenger RNA. RefSeq lists its product as uncharacterized. Lineage: Eukaryota; Heterolobosea; Eutetramitea; Acrasida; Naegleriidae. The transcript has a single exon. Bases 1 to 2154 code for a protein of 717 amino acids. The record is from RefSeq and is a predicted model, not a curated record.
AUGGGAAUUGCCAACAUCGCCAUACAAUUAUCUCAAAUAGAUCCAUCAUCAAACAACAGAACAAUAUUAUUUUCGAAAAGUUACGUCCAUGAAAAUUUUCGAUUAAAUUCCCAAAUUGGUGUUGAUUCCAUUUACAUGGCAGGCCCAACCAUGAGUCAAUUAUUUACAAAAUUAAUUUCACUCAAAUUAAUUCCAAAAGAAAAAAGAGGGACUUCUGUGAACGAAUUGUUGAAGUCUUUGCAAUCCAAAGUUCAACUGUCAGAUUCCAUUUUAGGUGAUUAUGUCAGUUGGUCUCGAAUGUUUCCAAUUGUUGACUCUAACAGUCAUGUCACCAUUGAAAGUAUCAUUCAAGGAAAAUCAGGAUUUGAUUACAGAACCCCAGAAGAUUUAUAUCAAACAAGUAAUCCACAAUCAUCCAGUACUCCAUUAUUAGAUGUCAUCGAAAAUAACAUUUUAAGAAAAUUGGCUCCUAGAGUGAGACAAACGAAUCGUUUAGAAAGUAGAAUUGACAUUGAUGCCCAUGCAUUGUUAGGAUAUUUAUUGUCUAAAAUGAAUUCAAAUAUUAGAAUGGAUGAAAUUUUCAAAACUCAAUUUUCAAACAUGUUCAAGUCAACAUUUCCAUUAUUCUCCUCUGACAUGAAAGACAAUUCCAAAUUUGUCAAAGCAACAAAGGAAAAUGAUUUUCUUGUGGAGGAUAUUGUUUUUCCAUACUUUACAAUUUUCCCAGUCACGAGCUCAGUAUUCACAUCUGCUGAAGAUUUAAAUACUAUUGGAUCUCUCAUCAUGUCUCAAUACUCAGAGAAGGAAUGGGUAGAAUAUAACUUGAUGAAUUUCAUGCGUCACAAUGAUCAACCUUAUUACUAUCAAAUGUCAAAACAAGGAAAUUACAUGACUGCAAUCAUCCUGUUCCCAAAAUCCAAUUUCGUAUUAUCCUUGACUGGUCUCUCAGUUUCCUUAAAUCAAGUCACUCAACUUGUGCAAGAUUUUGCCUAUCACAUGCUUCCAAAUGUGAAAUGUUCUCAAUUUUUAAACAUGACUUUGAGUAGUGACAAUCGAUCAUGCACUUACACCACACCACUUUCGAAUUUAGAACCACUCUACAAGAAGAGUUAUUUCAUGGAAAAUAAGAACAAGUAUACUGGUUGUUAUAUCAAUACUGAAUAUUCACACAGUACCUUUAGAAAAUAUUUUAGUAUGAAGGAAAUGAUUUGUAUUGCGAGUAGUAAUGAUGGAGAAGAUUCUCAAAUUCUCACUGGAAAAUUUUACAACUACGAUGCCAAUAAUCCAAAUAGUCAAGCGAGGGUAUUCAGUGAGGAAUUUAUAUUCGUGCAAGAUUUUGAUUUUGAUACUUUUCGAAUGGGUCACAAAGUACCUUCUGAUGCUCAUUUGGUGCAAUUUGAUAAUUAUGUUUCGAAUGUGACAUGGACAUUUAAAUUAGAUUCAAAUCGAUUCAUGUAUUUGAUUGGUCCCUAUGAUACUCAAUGUUAUGAAAGAUUUGAAGAUGGAAUUAGCACUUUUUUAAUUUAUUUAUGUUUUGGAGGUCCAUUCGUUGCUGGAUUUGUUUUACCUUUCGUUCAAUUGUUUUUCCUUGUUUUUGAGGUGAGAGAUCGAGUCAAGAAUGGUUAUUCGAAUUUGGCGAAUGUGGAUUUGUCUCAUCUCAUGUUGUCUGGAGGUGAUUAUCAUUCAGAGAGUGACGAAUCAGAUCGAGAGCUCGAUGACAAUGGUGUUGAAAAUUCUCUUCGUAGAUAUUCCUUCCGAGUGAGUGAAGACAAGGAAAAGAAGAAGAAGAAAAAAAAGAGUUCCUCACUCAACACCAAGAUGGCAACAGGAAAAAAGUGGAGUAUCAUUCUGUCGGUAUUUUCAUUCAACCUUGUGAGCAUGUUUUUGUUUGCUGCUCUGAAAGGGCUGAAUAUUAUUUUGAUUUUUGGCAUUUGGCAACAAUGGUAUGCCUUAUUAGUGGUGCCUCUCGUUACUAUUUGUCUCACUGUGUUGUGUGCCAUUUGCUCGAUCAUUCUGAUAAUUGUGAGAAUUAAGAUUAGCACUGUGAGUGGAUGGGUGUUUUCCAUCUUGUACAUGCUUUACAUCUUACUUGAUAUUGCAUUUAUUGUGGUUUUGAUGAAGAUCAAUUGGUUCGGUUUUUGGAAUACCAUGUAA